GCUAUGGUGCAGCUGCAAGCGCCAGCGUGCCUGGGUUACAGCGGUAUUCGUGCUCAAACUGCUGUUGCUGCGGCACGGCAAAAACUGUCGUCAACCAGACGCCAUCGAUGCGACGCAAUGCCCGCUAGGAGGCGAUGAAACGACUCAUCACUAUGCUCUCGCUCCAGCACACCGCAGCAGUCGUCCUCAAGCGCGCGGCAGCGGCGACGCCCCAGGCCUUCGAGCGCGCCACGGGCUUGCGGGUGCUGCAUAUGUCGCCCGCCGUCGUGGUCGUGGACAAGCCGACGGGUUUGCGGUCCGUUCCGGCCUACGGCCCGACGCGGGCGCUCCUCGCGGACUUCGCGCGGCGCCAGGCGGCGGGCGAAGCGGAUCUGCAAGAAAAGUUCGAGCGGCCGACGCGGCGGGACCGGUGGUGCGGCGUGGCGCGCGACCUCGACGGCCUAGCACCAGAGCUGAGAAGGCGCUGGGACUCGCUGCCGCGGACGAAGAGCAAAUUCAUCAAAUUCUGCGGCGGGCCAGCGGGCGGGAGAUUGAAUCUAGACGAAGCCGAGGACGCCUGGCAGCUUUUAAGGGCAGCGGUCGCCCAGCGCGAAGCCGAGGAGGGCAUGGAAGAGUCAGACAGCGUUCUUCGAAGGGUCCAGCGCGAGGCGGGGUUUCCGGAGGCGUGUCCGGUCCAUCGAUUGGACUACGCGACGUCAGGUUGCUUAGCGGUGGCCCUGACGCAAGCGGGCGCGUCGGACAUCUCGCUGCAGUGGCGGAAGAGGACGGUCGACAAGGCGUACGAGGCGGUGGUCGAGGGUACCGUAGCUCGUGAUGAAGGUCUGAUCGACAAGGCGCUUCUGAGAGUCGACGCGGUGAAGAGGUCGGGCGACCCGUCUCGCGUCGAGGUUGUGGACGACGAUGUGCCGGGCGCGAAAUUGUCGCUGUCCUCGUACAAGGUGCUCGCGCGGUCCGAUCGUGCCACGGUGCUGGACCUGACGCCCCACACCGGGCGUUUGCACCAAUUGCGAGCUCACUGCAAGGCGCUCGGCCACCCCAUCGUCGGCGACUGGCUCUACGGCACGGGCGACGCGAACCGGCUCUGCCUCCACGCGUCGCGGCUCGCCUUCGACGACCCGGCGCUCGGGGGGGAGCGCGUCUGCGUGGCGUCGGCGGCGAGUUGGGAACUGUCGGAGCCUUUCCCGGAGUUGGUGUAUGUUUCGUAAAUUGUACUUGCUUUG
This is a messenger RNA of Pelagomonas calceolata, 1220 nucleotides long. The record is from the annotation of a GenBank genome assembly. NCBI's taxonomy places the organism in Eukaryota, Pelagophyceae, Pelagomonadales, Pelagomonadaceae.